GCCCUGAAAGGCACGGAUGUGCAACAGGAAGAGCAGCGCGUCUUCCAGGUCCUCUGCACCUACCUCCAGCAGGAGUUCGGUCGCCUCACCGUUGACGAUAAGACCCAGGUCGUUGCCUUUGAGGUGGAUGGGAACCAGGUCUCCGUCAACUUCCCCAUGCGAGCGGUCGAGUGCAAGGAGGAG
This is a messenger RNA of Symbiodinium sp. CCMP2592, 183 nucleotides long. NCBI's taxonomy places the organism in Eukaryota, Dinophyceae, Suessiales, Symbiodiniaceae. The record is from the annotation of a GenBank genome assembly.